Molecule: messenger RNA, 5339 nt
Organism: Dunckerocampus dactyliophorus (ringed pipefish)
Lineage: Eukaryota; Metazoa; Chordata; Actinopteri; Syngnathiformes; Syngnathidae
Gene: bbs2
Product: Bardet-Biedl syndrome 2
Exons: 19
Coding region: 199-2328 (709 amino acids)
Biological process (GO): non-motile cilium assembly
Cellular component (GO): ciliary basal body; membrane; BBSome
Molecular function (GO): protein binding
Source: RefSeq, a predicted model, not a curated record
CUAAUAAUCGUUUUCCUUCCGCUGUUGUCUUAGAUAGAACUGAAUGUCGUUCUAAUUAAAAAAAAAGAUUGUUUUGUGAGUUUGAGUUUGGGAUAUUACCAGUGGACUUGACUGUUGACCAAACUGCAGGAGAUUAUGGCGUGACACUUUUUGUUGCUAGGCAACAGAACGCUAGUGCAAAUCUGGAGCAUAUGAAUCAUGUUGGUCCCCAUUUUUACUCUCAAACUGAGCCAUAAAAUAAACCCUCGCAUGGUGACUAUAGGAAAAUUUGAUGGAGUCCACCCAUGCCUCACUGCAGCCACACAAGCCGGAAAGGUUUUUAUCCACAACCCUCACACUCGUGCUCAAAGACCUGCGUCUCACCGACUGAGCCAAAGCACACAGGAUUCAGAUGUCUCGCUGCUCAACAUCAACCAGGCAGUCACAUGUCUGACUGCAGGUACUCUGGGCCCUGACACCACUGGUGACACACUGCUGGUGGGAUCUCAGACCAACCUGCUGGCCUAUGAUGUCCAUGACAAUGCAGACAUAUUCUACAAAGAGGUGUCCGAUGGGGCCAAUGCUAUAGUACUAGGGAAGCUAGGGGACAUACCGAAUCCUCUUUCCAUCAUUGGUGGCAACUGUGCCAUACAAGGCUUUGACUCUCAGGGCAAUGACCACUUUUGGACUGUAACUGGAGAUAAUGUGAGAUCCCUUGUGCUUUGUGACUUUACCGGAGAUGGCAAAAAUGAGCUCCUAGUUGGAUCUGAAGAUUUUGACAUCAGGGUUUUCAAAGAGGAUGUACUUGUGUCUGAGAUGACUGAAAAUGAGACAGUAACAUCACUGUGUCACAUGCACAGUAGCAGGUUUGGUUACGCCUUGGCUAAUGGCACUGUAGGAGUGUACGAUGGCAAUGCUCGCUACUGGAGGAUUAAGUCUAAAAAUCAUGCUAUGAGCAUCCAUGCCUUUGACUUGGACGCUGAUGGAGUUGUGGAGCUCAUCGCUGGCUGGUCCAACGGAAAGAUUGAUGCACGAAGUGACCGCACAGGCGAAGUCAUUUUCAGAGACCACUUCUCCUCCUCUGUGGCUGGAGUGGUGGAGGGAGACUACAGGUUGGAUGGACAGAAACAACUUAUCGCCGCCUCUGUGGAAGGAGAAGUUCGUGGCUACUUGCCUGCCGGAAAAGAGCUGAAAGGGAAUCUCAUGGACUCCAGUGCUGAACAGGACCUCAUUAGAGAGCUCAGUCAUCGCAGACAAAACCUGCUGCUGGAGCUCCGCAACUAUGAAGAGACUACUAAAGGUGAAUCUGAUGGCACAGAAGGGAUUCCCGCCAAUACUCAGAUCCAAGCGGCACUCUCAGUGAGAGCUGCAACCGAAUACCAGAAAGGCCAUGUGGAGCUCAGCAUCGCAACCCCAAAUGAAACCAUAAUCCGAGCAGUGCUCAUCUUUGCAGAGGGCAUUUUUGAGGGCGAAAGCCAUGUUGUUCACCCCAGUGUCCAGAACCUCUCGGGUUGUGUUCGAAUCCCCAUCAUCCCUCCGAAAGAUAUACCAGUAGAUCUGCACAUCAAGGCCUUUGUUGGUGGGAAAACUAGCACCCAGUUCCACGUGUUUGAAAUCACUCGACAGCUACCACGUUUCUCCAUGUAUGACAUCAUGGUCGACCCCUCUGCUCCUCCUCCCACUGGAAGAGUGACUUUCACCAUCAACGAGCGACCACAGCGGGUUGUAAUGUGGCUGAACCAAAACUUCUUGCUUACAGAGGGCGUAGAUAGUCCUGAUGUUAGUUUUAGUUCAUUGAGAGGAGGCGGACUGCUAUCCUUCAGCAUGGCCAGUAAUGGACAGAUUACUCUGGGAACAGAUGAUAUUGACCUGGCAGGAGAUCUGAUCCAAUCGUUGGCCUCUUUCUUGGCAAUAGAGGAGCUAUCAGUGGAGGCUGACUUCCCAACUUACUUUGAGGAGCUUCAGACUACACUCACUGAGGUGGAUGAGUUCCACGCUGUCCAUCAAAAAUUAACUGCAGAAAUGGCUGACCACUCCAACUAUAUCAAGAACAUGCUUGUACAAGCAGAGGAUGCUCGUUUGAUGGGUGACAUGACAACUAUGAAGAAACGCUACAGAGAACUGUACAAUCUAAACAGAGAUCUUGUCAACGAGUAUAAAAUUCGCUCUAAUAACCACAAUGCUUUGCUGACCUGCCUCAAGUCUGUCAACCAGGCUAUCCAGCGAGCCGGUCGACUCCGAGUGGGUAAACCCAAGAACCAAGUGAUCUCAGCAUGUCGGGACGCCAUCAAGAGCAAUAACGUCAACGCACUCUUGAGGGUCAUGAGAGCGGGGGUGGCCGCCUCCUGAAGGUGGCGCAAAGAAGGCGAAGACAGAUGAUCACUUUUUUCAUUCUACUUUUUCAGAAUAAGGAAAAUACACAUAAACGUUUUGGGGAAUGUCUACAAACAACAUUUGGCACAGAUUCUGAAUGCUGCAUUCACAGUGCUGGAAACUUGAACAUGCGCUCGGUGGAUUGCUGAGGUCCAUCCAUGACAGAUGAGUGAACUUCUUGUCUUUGUAGUCUAGCUGCAUAUUUUAACCAAGAAUAGUUUGUGUAAGACAGCCGCUUAGUCCGAUUAGUCCGAACUGUGUGGACAGGUCAGCUGAGGAGACGAUUAACACAUGUUCUACAACUAGACUGCAACUGGUCUCCUCCUGCGACCCACGUUGAUGAUCAUUAAGUGGGUACCUACUUUUAUAGAGAUAAAAGCAAGUUUAAAAUGUAUUUUUGUUUAAAAAAAUAACCUUCAAAACACAUGCAUGUCAUUUUUAACAAAAAUACUCUCAAUUGUAUGUUCAAAAUGUAUUUCAUUAUUAUGAUGAGGAAUGUCAGCUAUACCCCAAAAAAUCAAUAAUAUAAAAUGAUAAUUCAUAUUUGUAUAUACUGAGGAGAAUAUGCCUAUCUAAAAUAUUUUCAUAUGAGGAUAUGCUGGAGCAUAUCCCAGCUGACUCUGGGCAAGAGGCGGAGUACACCUUGGACUGGUCGCCAGCCAAUCGCAGGAGCUAUUAUUUUUCUCCAACUAAAUUUUAAAAGUAUUGGUCUCAAAGGUGAGCUCAUGAAUGGAAAAACCUUGAUGUUAUGGCAUCCCAAGAUCACACUGUCAGUGUCCUGUCACAGUGGUUCCCAAACUUUUUACAGUCACGUACCCCUUCAGACAUUUGACCUGAAGCCAUGUACCCCUUAAAAACAUAACCAUUUUUAUCUUCAUUAAUUUGAAAUAUUUAACAUAAUGGAUUGAUUAAUUAAUUUUAUAGUAAGUCCGCAUCAAAAAUGUGUAUUUUGCAUGGUCACGUUUUGAUAAAGCUUCAUAUGAGCGCUGAUAAAUAGAUAGUAAUCAUCCUACAUACUGUAUCUUUUAUCCCAGCCUGAUGUUGGCAUCCCUAUGUUUGAAUUGGUUGAAUUUGAAUUUGAACAACGAGCUCGGUCUCCUUUCUGCUCCAUUCUCCUUGCGCCGUAAGGCGUUCAGGCGCACUCAGAAUUGUGAGUGUUGGUGCUAAUUGUUUUUCAUUUUUAUUCACGUACCCAAGAGUACAAUCGCUGUGCCCCAAGGUGUUCGUGUACCCCACUUUGGAAACCUAGGUCUUAUCAGAUUCCUCAAAAGACACCCGUAUACUUCGUUACAGCCGCUAGGGGGCAUAGUUUCACAUUAUCUGGAUUAUAACGCAAUGCUGUGACGCAUUCAUCAGUUCGUAGCAUUCUUUGGCAUUGGCUUUGUGUCAAUAUGCAUCAGUGGUCACAUCCAGUUACUGUUGCACUGUACAAUUUGUGUUUUUGCAAUGACAAUAAGAUCAUAAUAUAUUUAUGAGGGAAUAUACAUUUCUGAUUAUAUGAGCAGUUAAAGUGGGUUUUAAAAGUCAUUAGUGAGCUAAGACACAUUCAGUUGUACCUUGUGCCAUGCCAGGUCAAAGAAAUGCCUAAACAUGCUACAAGGUCAUCCAUGUGUCUCUACAAAGACUACAUACAACUCUUGACUUCUGCUGAGUCAGUAACAAGAGAGCAAGAGGCAGAGCAGCCCCCUCUCUCAAGCAGGGCCACAUGGGCUGGCUAUGGUCCUUUUAGUUGUGUAUGACUCUCAGAUGGUGUGUGUGUGUGUUAGCAGCCAAAGAAAACAACAUAAAUGACUGUCACAUAUGACCAAUGAUGUGUUUUCUUUUUUGUAGAAUACAAUCUUAAUGUUUUUUUUUGUGACUGUGACAGACUAUAAUUAAAUGAAACAAUGUUUUAAGUUUGUGUAAGUGUUCCUUGACUCUGGCUGUUUGUCUUUCCGAAGAUGUGGCUCACUCAGCUGUUUCUGGACGGGUUUGUAAAAUGGGAUUAGUGUGCAUAAGCAAAGAGGGAGUCUCAAUGUCUCCUCUGAAAAGCACAACAAAAAAUGUAGCAUUCACCUCCCUCACUGGAUCUCCUCUUUUGUUUAUUAAACAUCUGGGCAUCACAUGUGGCAUGACACAGCUGCAUUGGAGCAGCCAGACUUCCUGGUGUCUGCAUGCUGUCCUCAAGUAGAUUUUAUGAAUGGUUGAAAAGGCGCCAUGACACCAUUAAUGUACACAUCAAAUGAUGUAUUCAUACACACCAUGUCAACCUAAAGGCAUGCAUCAGGGAGAUUUUCCACGUGUAAGGAUGGACACUGUUUACUCCCAAGAACUGCAUGGAAAAGGAGAGUCUAGCUGUUAGUUAAACUUCACAUCCAGCAAUCAGCUGUGGCCCCGAUCUAUACCCUCAAAGGGGGACUUGUCCAACCAGUUCUUGUGUGCUUUUUGGACUUGGAAAAGGCAUCUGAUUGCCCCGGGGAGUGUUGCUCCUUUGAACCGGAUGAGCUGUGGGAAAUGGAUGGACAUACUGCCAUUCCAUCUCAUGUAAAACACAUGUGCACCCACUAGGCUGGAUUCUAUAGGUGCCACAUGUUGCUCAGUCAAACCUGAAGAAGCAGAACCCUCUGAUGUUCCCUGAGGGACUGAGGAGUGCAGUCAUAAAUUCUCUCUGCUGCUCAUUGUGAAAGCGUUUUCAUCUACCCACAUUCCGUACUUUUUUUUUGCUCGUCACGUGACAGGUCUUGAAGAUGAGGGUCAUGAACAAUGCCACUUUCAUGUAUUUAUCUGCAACUUUGCCCUAGACUCCAUCUUUGGGCUCCACACUUUUUCUUCCUAUAACCAUCCCAACCCCCAUCAUCCUGUGACUGCCUCAGUCAGUCUUCUUUCUGGCUGUAGGAGUGAGUCGGUCGAUACAAAUAUUGAUGGCUUUGAUAUCAAGUGUAGUAUCUGUAUCGGGUCUAUACCAGUGUGAUAAGAUCGAUGUUGUUACAUUUAUAAUGUCAUAAAAA